ACAUCCAACAUAUCCAACAAUCACCAACGCACCAUGAAAGUCAGCGCCAAUAUCUUCGCCUUGGCCAUCGUCCUGUUCGCCUGUCUGCUUAGGAGCACUGAGGCAGUCACCUGUACCGCCGAUCCCACUGUAACAGGAUGUAUUGACUGUACCACCAGUCCCACCGAUGCGGAGUGCGUGGCAGAAGCAGCAACCACCAGUACUGUGGCUCCCUCGACAACGGUAGCCACGACGACUACAGUGGCAACAGAUACGGCCACGACAACCACGGCGGCAUCCACCACCAGCACGGGCGGGAGGCGCAAGGUCGUCAGGAUCAGCAAUCUGCGCUACACCGCAGUGCGUCGUAUCCGUGUCAACAGAAGUGGCACCACCAUCCGUACCACCAGCCGCAACACCAACCGCAACCGCAACCUCAACCGAAGACGCGUCAACGUGAGGAAUAGGCCCCGCAACGGUAAUGUCCGUGUGAUUGUCGGCUAGACAUAAUAUCCAUAUACAUUCAGAUAAAACCGAUGGGCAAUAAAAUAGUUCAAACUUCAAAAAUAA
Drosophila miranda is the source of this 549-nucleotide messenger RNA. RefSeq lists its product as uncharacterized. The record is from RefSeq and is a predicted model, not a curated record. The transcript has a single exon. The coding region runs from base 34 to 483 and encodes 149 amino acids. Lineage: Eukaryota; Metazoa; Arthropoda; Insecta; Diptera; Drosophilidae.